AUGUCUUCACUAUCUCCUCACAGGGAGGUUCCAAAGGGCACCUCCUUGGACUCUCAAGAUCCAAGGCAUGAUACUUCUGGCCCUGCAGGAGCUGGACCCGAAACCCCAACCUCAGCACCCAAAGAAACGCGCUUUGAUAAACUUUUGGCCGCACAAGCAAGACAGUCAAGACAGUUGAAGAGAAAAACCUCAGCCUCUGAAAGGGCGACAAAUGCAGAGCAUCAGACCAUACAGGCAAAGCCCGGGAGGAGCGCCUUUCCAUUACCUACAAGGCCUCGGACCAAGGAUGCUGCUGGUACAGAAGCAGGACCAUCGACCUUUGCAAUCCCAGCCGCAAGACACACGGCGGCUCCCACGUCCGUACCUACCCAAGUCGCGCGGACCUUAGGGACACCUAAUGCAGGAUAUAAUCCUAGUGGAGGAAGUGCGGCUGCGUCUGUUAUGACAACUCGUGAGCUAGAACUAAUGUCUAACCUCUAUCCCCUAACCUUGUUGGGCAGACCAGUGAGUACUAUUGCGGGUAAUGACGUAGGUUGGGCGGUAUCUAUACCUGACAUAGAUCAAUCGCUCGCUCAAAACUAUUCACUCCUUAAUCCGCCGAGGCACCAAUCUUCUCCAAGGAUUGCAGAUACCACAGGCAUUUCAGAGCAAACACUUGCGCAGCAGAAGGCCCGGGGCAUCGCCCGUGAGAAGGUAGGCCGUCAAAGAGUCCAUGGUCCGUAUGACAACCAAGACAGCCGCGACGACGUGUACGCCCGUUUCAAUGCGGGUCAGUCGUCCAGGAUGAUUGCGGCCGCGACAAAUGUUCCGAGACAUGUAUUGACACAGUGGAAGGCUGAUGGAAUCGCCGCCGGACGAGUAGAGCCCGAAGUCAUUAGCGAAGCCCACCGAAGCUAUGAGGAUAAACGCAAGCACGCUUACGCAUUGUUCCAACAGUAUGAGAGGAUAUCCCUAUCAGAAGUUUCGCGAAUAACGGGCGUCUCUAUAUCAGCAGUUAAUGAAUGGAAGCGCACCUGGACCAGCAAGGAAGUAUUAGGUCCUGAACGGAGCGACUCGAGGAAAUUUACUCGCCAUGUAGAGGACAGGAAAAAGGCCGAGGUCUAUGAGCUUUUGAUACAGAAACCAAAUAUGUUAGUAACAGAAGCUGCAGAGAAGCUGGGAGUCUCAGAGCGUACAAUACUUUGUUGGAAGAACAAGGAUCUUGCCGCCGGGACGUUACCCUCCGGGCUGGAUCGCAAUCGCUUCCGAGCGGCUCGUGACCCGGAAACGAGGAAAGAAGUGGAGUCUCUCCUUCGCCAGAAUGUUUCAAACAAACAAAUCAGUGAGCUCACGGGCGUAUCGGGUUCCACAGUCAAAAGAUUGAAAAGAAGGAAAAAAGCCGCAGCGUUGGUCCAUCCCGAAGAACCUGCCUCUGCUAGGCCCGCAGCUUCUAUCCAUCCCGAAGCACCUGCCUCUGCCAGGCCUGCAGCUUCUCCGGCUACAGCUUCGAAUUCUUCGCAUGCACAGGAGGUGUCUGAAACUUCUUCGGAUGUACUGCUUUACACACCCAGCAAUAUGCAUGCCCACUUUGAUGAAGUCUCGUCUGAAAGCAGUGCAUGGGGGAAUAGCUCUACGUUGCGGAGAUAA
Messenger RNA from Endocarpon pusillum Z07020, 1626 nucleotides. RefSeq lists its product as uncharacterized. The transcript has a single exon. The record is from RefSeq and is a predicted model, not a curated record. The coding region runs from base 1 to 1626 and encodes 541 amino acids. Lineage: Eukaryota; Fungi; Ascomycota; Eurotiomycetes; Verrucariales; Verrucariaceae.